Dendrobium catenatum is the source of this 3062-nucleotide messenger RNA. RefSeq names its product ubiquitin carboxyl-terminal hydrolase 14. Bases 299 to 2707 code for a protein of 802 amino acids. The record is from RefSeq and is a predicted model, not a curated record. Lineage: Eukaryota; Viridiplantae; Streptophyta; Magnoliopsida; Asparagales; Orchidaceae. The transcript is spliced from 18 exons. Gene Ontology annotation, molecular function: zinc ion binding; protein binding; cysteine-type deubiquitinase activity. Gene Ontology annotation, biological process: protein deubiquitination.
UUCUGGCUUAUAGCGUGAUGUUCACUUCAUAUUUACGCCACCGCCAUUCCGAAUUGCUGCGCGUCUGGCCUGGAUAAAACCCUAUAAAACCUAAACCAGGCGGGCUUGUGGGAUUUAGAAUCUUCUUCACUUCUCCGACCUGCUUCCUAACCAUUUAGUCCAGUUUCCACUACGCCGUCGUCGUUUCAUUUCCAACUGCUCAUUCCCCAUCCUCCAGCUACGACAAUCCCCGACUUCGGUCAUAAACAGUUUUAUUGAGCUUGAAGCCAGUGGAGAUACAGGGGAGCUUCAAUUUCCCAUGGAGCUGCUUCGCUCACAUCUCUCUAGGGUUCGGAUACCCGAGCCCACGAACCGCAUAUACAAGAACGAGUGCUGUGUCUCCUUCGACACGCCGAAGUCGGACGGGGGUUUGUACGUGGACUUGUGUUCGUUUCUAGCUUUUGGGAAGGAAUACGUGCUUUGGAACUACGAGAAGACCGGUAAUCCUGUUUAUCUGCAUAUCCAGCAGAGGAUCAAGCCUGUUCCCGAGGACCGCCCGUUCAAGAAACCCACUCUUUUGGCUAUAGGUGUUGAAGGAGGUUUCGACAAUCAAGAACCUGAAUACGAGGAAAUUUACCAUAUUGUGAUAUUACCCGAUUACAUUGCUCUAUCAUUCCCAUCGGUUGAGCUGCCAGAAAAGGUUAGGCUAUCUGUUAAUGCUGUUUUACUUUUUGAGGGAGCAGAGCGGAAAGAGCAAUUAGCAUCGUGGACAUCUGAGAAGAAGAAAACCAGUGAUUAUGCCAUGAAUUUGGAACAGAUAAAUAACGGUGUUAUCAUACCUCCUUCGGGUUGGAAAUGUUCCAUGUGUGAGAAGACUGAUAACCUUUGGCUCAAUUUGACCGAUGGUGUAAUUCUUUGUGGCAGAAAAAAUUGGGAUGGCAGUGGAGGAAAUAAUCAUGCCAUUGAACAUUACCUAGAGAAAAAUUAUCCUCUCGCUGUAAAAUUAGGAACUUUAUCAGCAGAUCUGGAAAAAGCAGGUGCCAAAUUCUAUGUUUUACGAUACUUUAAGUUUCUGCCAUGCAUGGCUACAAUGCUUGGCAACCUGCCUUCCAUAUUUUCUUUGCUCGUAAACUUUUUUAUGAGUUUUAUAAAAACUGAAAUGACAACUGCAGAAAAGGAACUCGACCAGAAUAUGAAUUUUGACUGGAAUAGAAUCCAGGAAAGUGGACAAGAACUGGAGCCCUUAUUUGGGCCGGGCUACACUGGGCUUGUUAAUCUUGGAAAUAGCUGUUACAUGGCUUCAACCAUGCAAGUAGUUUUCUCCACUCGUUUUUUCAUUGAAAGAUACUAUAAAGAGCAAAAUCUGAAAUCAGCUUUUAUUCUGGCUCUUGCUGACCCAACCUUGGACUUGAAUAUGCAGUUGACUAAGCUGGGUCAUGGUUUGUUGUCUGGGAAAUAUUCCUUACCAACUUCAGAGAAGCAGGAUGGUGUACCUCCCCGAAUGUUUAAAACAGUUAUUUCUGCUAGUCAUCCUGAAUUUUCUAGUAUGAGACAACAGGAUGCUUUGGAAUUCUUUUUGCAUCUUCUUGACCAAGUUGGGCAGGCCCAUGCGGGAAAACCAGAAUUAGAUCCCUCGAGGAGUUUUAAAUUCUUUAUUGAAGAGCGUCUUCAAUGUCCAUCUGGAAAAGUUGCUUAUAAUAAAAGGGCUGAUUAUAUCCUCUCUUUGAAUAUUCCACUCUCGGAAGCUACUAAUAAAGAGCAAUUGGAAGCAAGUAACAAGUUAAAGUCGGAGAAGUCUGUGGCCGAAAAGCAAUCAAUUAAUCAUGAAGUUGUACGGCCCAGAGUCCCUUUAGAAGCAUGCCUUAAAUGUUUUUCAGAACCGGAGGAGGUGCAUGAUUUCUAUAGCACUGCACUUAAUGAAAAGACAACAGCAAUCAAGACCGCUGGUUUCACAACUUUCCCGGAUUACCUGGUUCUGCACAUGCGCAAGUUUGUAUUGGAGGAGGGAUGGGUGCCUAAGAAACUGGAUGUGUAUAUUGAUGUUCCUGAUAUCAUUGAUAUCACCCGUAUGCGCAGUAAAGGUAUUCAGUCAGGAGAAGAACUACUUCCAGAGAAAGCUUCCAGCGUUGAUGAGAAUAAAGCCACUCACAUUGUCCCCAACGAGGAUAUUGUUUCACAGCUGGCAAUCAUGGGAUUUAAUUAUCUCCAUUGUCAAAAAGCUGCUAUUAACACUUCUAAUAUUGGGGUGGAGGAAGCAAUGAAUUGGUUACUAGCGCACAUGGAUGAUCCAGAUAUCGAUGAUCCUAUUCAUUAUGGGCCUCGAGAUACUGGUAUAAUCAUUGAUGAAGCAAGUGUUGAAACGCUGAUUUCAUUUGGAUUUGAAGAAGUGGUUGCUCGGAAAGCAUUGAAGGCCUCGGGUGGGAUCAUUGAGAAGGCUACAGAUUGGAUAUUUAAUCAUCCUGAAGCUACUUCCUCAACUAUGGAUACUGAUGCCACAACUUCAAGCAACACGCAGACUAUUGAUGGCAGUGUCCCUGAUGGAAAUGGAAGGUAUAAACUGUUGGCACUGGUUAGCCACAUCGGCACAUCAACUCAUUGUGGUCACUAUGUGGCCCAUGUCCGUAAGGAAGGAAGAUGGGUCAUUUUCAAUGAUAGCAAAGUUGGCGCAUCUGUUGAUCCACCCAUCGACAUGGGUUACCUCUACUUCUUUGAAAGGUUCAACGGUUAAAACCUUCCUCCAUGCCCGAUUCGAUUCGGCCAUUUAUAACAGUUAAAUUUUGCUAGUUCAGUUAUCAAAAUUGCAAUUCCAUCUCUCCCCUAACAUUAACAUUGAUCAAAUUAAGUUGUAUAGACUGUUUCACCUGCAGAUAUUUUUUGAUUGUAAAGAAUUCAAAAGUCACAUCAUUGUGAUAAUCUGAAACAAUGAAGUCUUUUUUUUCUUUUUGAGAAAAGAAGGGAAGGUCAUUCGAGCCCAUUUAAUUGGACGGGUGAGCAUAAAUGCAUUGUACGCUUGGGAUGGAUUGAUGAAAACCUUGGAUUGAGAUAAAUGCUAUUUUCACUCAAUCAACCCUUUGACAAGUUUU